Messenger RNA from Betta splendens (Siamese fighting fish), 1459 nucleotides. RefSeq lists its product as uncharacterized. NCBI's taxonomy places the organism in Eukaryota, Metazoa, Chordata, Actinopteri, Anabantiformes, Osphronemidae. The transcript has 8 exons. Gene Ontology annotation, biological process: response to bacterium. The record is from RefSeq and is a predicted model, not a curated record. The coding region runs from base 418 to 1221 and encodes 267 amino acids.
AAGCGGAGAGGGGAUCAUUACACAUGCUCCUCGAGUCCCACUCUGGGGACCGUCCCAGCCUCAGGAGCUCCAUCGCUCCCCUCUCCAAUCCUUCCUCCUCCUCCCUCUGCUCCUGACUGUGGAGCCACAGACGCUGUCUGCCUGGAGAUGCCCAUCUUUCACUCACUCCCAUGACUAUUUACUUUGAUCCCUCGCCAGUUUGGUAAAUGAUAGCAAGUCCAUACCAGCCUCUAUCAUAUCAAUGUAAAUGGAGUUCCUGCUUCCAAUGACUCAGCAAUUUGUUGGUGCACUGAUGGUUUCCAAGGAUGGAUACCAGAGGUGGGAUAUGUAUCAGUCCCUUUACAGGAGGAGGAUGAGGCCCACUAAAGUCUUACUGUAGGACACCCCACCUCAGCUGUUCACAAUCAGGUGGUGACUAUGAGAACUAGGAGUAGAGCGGGAGCUAAGACAAACGGCCAGCAACAGGAAGUGGACGUUGACGUGAGCAAUGGCUAUGAGUCCAUGACAGUUUGGACCAUUGUGAAAUCGGCUGAAACCAUAUUCGUGGUGCGUUGUCUACGGAGAAAAAUGAACUUUACCUUGGUAAGAACAUUGCUCUACAUCUAUAGCUGGAUCUCUGUCUCAGUGUCUGAGUUUCACACUGUGGAGGUCCAACGUGGUGAAGAUGUUACACUGAACUGUACCAACUUUACCAGUAUUCCAUCUCACAUCAUCUGGUUCAAACUGGGCAGUGAACCCAACAUCACCAGGAUCUCCUUUAUGACCAGCUCUGAUGGCAUUGCUACGAUCUGUGAUGGAUUUCAAAAUGGCAGAUUUACUAUGACAUCCAACAUUGUGACUGUCUUCCUUAAUAUCAAACACGUGGAUUUAUCCGACUAUGGACUGUAUUUCUGUGGAUUUAAUGAGAAUAGAAAACCAGUGAUUGUUCAUGCGACUUAUUUAAACGUAACUCAAGAAGUGUUCGGUGGAUCAGCAGCAUUGGUCAGUGUGAUCCUGGGUGGUGUGAUUACGGUCCUCAUAGUCAUCAUGAGUCAGGUUCUCAAAAUCAUCAGACCCCAUGAACCUCCAGGUCAUGGACAGAAUCCACAACACAGUGAGACUCUGGGCUCUGAUAACCUGAACUAUGCUGCAGUGAAUCUUAAACUGAAGCCAAAGACAAACCACAGACCUGCAUCAGACAGAGAGCUGGAGACAGAUGUAGUUUACGUUGCCACUAGAUAAACUAAUAAGACAAAUGGAAUGAUGGCUCUCUCAAAGAAACCUAUACAGAAAUGUUACAGUAUAUCAAGAAAAUGUUGCCAUUCUUACAGUAAAUUGAUUAAUUCAACAGAUCUGUGAUUGUGAUUACAGUCUUGUUUAAUAAAUUUUAUAGGCAAAUGUUUUUUUUUCCAUUUGUACGUUCCUUUAUUCACUCUGCACACUGAUCCAGGAAUCUGUAUCAAUGAUUCACCUUCUUGGC